Bactrocera dorsalis (oriental fruit fly) is the source of this 1392-nucleotide messenger RNA. RefSeq lists its product as uncharacterized. The transcript has 3 exons. The record is from RefSeq and is a predicted model, not a curated record. Lineage: Eukaryota; Metazoa; Arthropoda; Insecta; Diptera; Tephritidae. Gene Ontology annotation, cellular component: mitochondrial inner membrane. Gene Ontology annotation, biological process: mitochondrial respiratory chain complex I assembly; mitochondrial respiratory chain complex IV assembly. Bases 106 to 525 code for a protein of 139 amino acids.
UAUUACAGCUGAUUCAACCGAAAAAAUAGAAAAAAGUAAUCCAUAUCGCUUAAUUCUAUAACAAUAAGAUUGUACAAUGAAAUAAAGAGAUUUUAAAUUCCAAUCAUGCGAUUUCCCUCAAAUAAAACACUAGGAAAAAUAGCUGUUUAUGGAGCAUUUGCCUCCAUUACGGCUGUAAUGUACAUGCGUUAUAAAAUUGAAGAUAACAUUAGAAACUCUGAAUAUUUCCGAAUAGCACUAAAAACCCUAAGACAACACAAGGGUGCGUCGAGUUUGCUUGGUGAACCAAUUAAAGAGCUUGGAUUUGAUUUAAGUGACAGCAGCAAUUUUUCUGACGGGCAAGUUGCCCAGUUUAUGGUUCAUGUAAAAGGUGUUAAAGAUAAAGGUAAAAUGUAUUUCUGGGCGAAUCGGACACCUGAUUCGGGUUGGUUCAUCGAUCGCUUAGAAUUAGAGUUGCGCUCCCAACCUGACAAACGUUUUCUUAUAAAAAAAUCUGAAACAAUGAAAACCUCAGUCAACGGUUAAGUUGUACAUUAAAACAAUUUUCUUCAUUAUGUUAACGUGAGGAGCACCUAAGGGGCCGUCAUAGAGGGCGCUCUAAUCCGAGCCGAGCGCAUAGUUGGCAAAAAAAGAGAAAUUUGCUUCAAAAAAUUAUUAAAAAUAUUUAUUUUAAGAAUACAUUUUUAAGCAUAAACUAGCCAGUAACGUUUGAUAAAUGUCAAUUGUUUCAAAAAAAAAGUUUGCUUGUUUGAAAUUAAUUUUACUAUUCACAUCAUGUUUUGUUUGUAAGUAUUUCAUAUCUUUAUUUCAUUUAUCAAUGCAUUUGCCCUCCAAUACUUAUAAUACAUUAAUUUUAAAAUAUAUUGCAAAAGUGAUUUUGACUUCUUUGCGGCACAAAAGACGAAGUAGGAGAGCGACCAACCUUCAUAUAUUAAAGCAUACACGUAUGCAUGUAUAUAUACCGUCAAGAUUUCAAGGUUACUAAAUCUUCAUGUUGUCGAAAAAGUCCUGAAUUUUUUUUUACUAAAUUAGUACCUUAUAAUACAUUACUUUACUCAUUUUCCGCAUUCAAAGACAAAGGCGACAAUGGUAUGUGAAUUGCUCCAAAAUAUAGCUCUCUAAUGUUACACUCUUAAUAACAGUCACCAGAUAUAUACAUAUAUGUAUAUCGUUACAUGAAAUGCAAAAUAACGUAACAACAUUUUCAGAAAUUUACAGUGGCAUGAAUGAAACACGAAAUAAAAUCGAACAUGAGUGAAACAAAAUAUUAAUAUUGGUUAAGACUGGUUUAUAUAUGACCGCAGAACCAGAAAAUGUUGAACAUAUGUAAUAUUAUGUAUAUAAUUUGAAGUAGUGAAGCGUAAUCAAUAAGACACUCAAUUUCGAUUUUUU